AUCACUGAAAUGUUUAUAAAAAUGUAAAUAAACAGAAAUCGACUAGCGGCUAUCUCUAUUGUUGCUUAUCAAGUUUAUCCGAUUUCAGAAUUCUGUAGUCUGUUAAGAGACUAAUCGUUUGCAAUGGACGUUGAAGUGUACGGAUUCAAUGAGUUUGGACAGUGUUCUGAGAUACCCAGCCCAACCGACCAGGACUACCCAUUGGAGAACAACGUCAGAGAUGUUUCAUUCGCUUGGUCCUACGCCGUCAUAUUAACAGAUGACAUAUUUUUGGUGGGGUUUGUGGUGGAGAAGCGCAAAGUCUUCCAGAAGCUCAUACCGCCCUUUGAAGAAAAGGUGAUGCAGGUUUCGGCCUGCAAGCGCCACGUGCUGGUGGUGACGGAAGACGGGGAGUGUUGGCAGUACCUGUGCUCCAACGGCUCCUGGAAGAAGCUGCCCGUGUUCACGUCUGACGAGGGGGAAGCCCAGCAGCAGGUCGCCAAGGUCGUGUGCAGUGACACCCUCAAUGUUGCACUCUCCCGCAACGGUGAGUGUCUGGCGCUUCCCAACGAUGGCCAGGUGUUCGCGAUCCCGUCCCAGAUGCCGACACCGGGGCUGCGCGUCACGGACAUAGCCUGUGGCGUCGAGCACUGCCUGCUGCUGACAGACGUGGGGCGCGUCUACUCGUGGGGCACCGGCACGCGCGGUCAGCUGGGGCACGGGGACCUGGAGAGCGAGGAGCGGCCGCGCGAGGUGUCGGCGCUGGCGGGCCUGCACGUGACGCGCGUCGCGGCCGGCGGCUGGCACUCGGCCUGCGUCACUGCCGACGGAGACCUCUACAUGUUCGGCUGGAACGACUGCGGCCAGCUGGGGUUCCCCUCGGAGAACACGGUGGGCGGCAAGCGCGCGCGCCUCGAGGGCAAGAGGCCGGCGGCCGUGACGGUGCAGGCCGUGCCCACAGCCGUGAGCUGGCCGGGCGACCAGGACCGCCCCGUCGCGGAGGUGUCCUGCGGCACCCGGCACACCGUCGCGCUCCUGGAGGACGGCAUGGUGUGGGGCUGCGGCUGGAACGCCUAUGGCCAGCUCGUGGACGUGUGUGGCUGCCAGAACUGCUACGACGAGAUGGUCAAGGUCAACAUCCCCAUCGGCAAGAAGGUGCAGCACGUGAGAUGUGGCGCGUGGAACACGGCACUGCUCUUUGAGCGGUAGGCUGCUUGACGCUCCACCGUCGCCACAGACUGUGUUGCGCAUUCCUGAUUUCGUUUGGAGCAGUAGACCCUACGAGUUUUGGUUUCAUUGUCAUUCUAUCUUUGGAGUGGAUCAUUGACUGUUUCAUGAGAUGUGCCCCAUCCCAUAGCAAUCAUCGCACCAAGUUGUAUUAUAAGAUUUUAUUUUAAUGUUUAUUUCAGCAAGCAAACCACUUGCUAAAUAUGUAACAGAGAAAACAAAAUUUCAUGUUAAAUGUAGUCAGCAAAAUGGGGGUGAAUUUAAUGCCCUAAGUUAUUUGGCAUGUAUGACCAGCUUUGGCGCACGUCUGGGAUCACUGCCUUUCUAUUCUUAGUGGUGGGUGUUUGCAAGUCAUUGGCUCACCACGCUUUGAAGUUCAUUACCGUAUUGUUCAGAUAAGCCAUCUGUAUUAGAGAAGUAUUCUUAGAAAAUAAUGUUUAGCUCUUCUGUUAGUUACAAACACUGGCUGGUUACUGCAUUAGCUAUCCGAGUUUUAGACUUUUCAGGUAGGCACAAUAAAAUUUUCGGACUUUUUACUAAUGCAGUAUUUGUAUGCCAUUUUUAAAAUGAGUAUUCAAUCAUGAAAGGUGUUUGAGCAUUAAAACAUGCUAAAUUGCUGAGCCAUAAUGUUUUUAAAUUUAGCUCUCCAGUACGAGUUGCUUGUGUAUGACAUAUUUCUUGCUAUAAAGAAUUUAUUGUCAAAUUCUCGCGAGUGACAAGAGCCAAGCAACACUUACUCAGCUCUAUGAGAAAUUACAAAGUCCGCGCCAAGCUAAACAUUCCAUGUAGAUAUUGCAAGCCUGCUACCGUUGCCUGUUCAGCAGACAUAUUUCCCAUCAAAUUACCAAGGCUACCUUAGAGGUCUGGAGGUCUUCUAGGUAUCCGUGUUUACUGCAGUGUGCAAAUCACCAUCAAAAGGUAAAACUUCAAGGCAGAAAUGUACCUUCUGAGACAGCUCUGCUCCAUGGGCUGUGACACUAAUGAAAUCAUUCAUCUGAGACGAAACCUCACUUGUCCACAAAUCUGUUGUGACAGCAACAUUGUCAAGAUUAGAAAGUCUCUCUCUAACUUUAUUUUUCACUUUCUCAUACAUUUUUGGAAUUACUGUAUCGGCCAUGUGUUUCCUUGAAGGAAUGUUGUAUCUCGGAACUGCUUUAGACAUGAGACGCCUAAAACCAUCAUUAUUCACAAUGUCAUAUGGUUGCAUGUCUACACAUAUCAUUUCAGCAAUCAAUGUGGUAAAUUCCUGAGCUCGUGGAUCAUUGGAAUUGUACAGUAAUUUCUUUUCGACUACGUCUUGCAGUGUUGGUUGAAGUACACUUACUUUAACUUUCUUCUGAGAAGGGCCAGCAACCGAAUGUUCCCUCUCAGUAGAACACGCCUGGCUUGUACUUUCUGCAAAUUCAAAUUGCUGAGGAUGCCGUGUCUUAACAUGAUGCAACAUGUUGGUGGUUGUGUAGCUUGAUCGGCAAGAACCACCAUGUGAUAUUACAGCACCACAAUAUAAACAUAUUGCUUUACUAUCGUCUUCUUGGCUUGUAGUAAAAUGUUUCCACACUUCACUUCUCUUUUCCCGCGUCGCCAUUGUUUAAAACAGUCUCGUUUUCAGAAAUACGCAUUCGCAAUAAUAAACAUUUACGUUUAAAAACACAACACCUUCGGAAUACUUCCAUAGAUUAUAUGAUGUCAACAAAGACGCCAAUAACAGGAAAGUUAGCCAACACUGAAGUUCGCAAACAUUUGGUGCUAAAGCAACCGCUCUCUCCUUUCGGACGUUUUCAUUAUUUCUCACUAUGAUCGCUAGCGCUGCUAAACCUGAUCGUAAUCGGAACCACUUUAAUGCUGUCUUAUUCUAAAGUUGGCAGUACAACUUUUAUCUGUAUGCAGGUAUCUAUGGUUCUUAGUUGCGUGUUUACAAAAUAAAUAGCGGCGGGAAUGAAUAAUAAAUUAAAAUAGUGAGUGUGCACCUAAUUUUUUUUAUUUAAAAUCUGGCGUAAGAUAUGCGGCGAAAUAUGUCUACGAAAUCUGACGAGAAAAUAAAGGAUGCGUACAAUACAACUUACAUCGGUAUCAGUAUUUAAAUAAUCUGUGAUAACGAUUAAUCGGUAAAAUGUAAUUAUCGGCGAUUAUCGUUAAUCUGUAUCGGAAUCGGUGCAUCACUAGUAAUAGUGGAAGAAAUAUUUUAUAUUUUUUGGGCAGUGUAGUUGUGUAAAAUUAACAGUACUUAAAGAAAACUGCACAAAUAUAAAUAUGAGAUUACUUUGGAAAGUAUUGGCAAAAGAAUGGUACCUUCUUUACACAUGUCAAAUAUGUAACAAAUUAUAAAAAAGAUAGUCGAGUAUAAAGAACUCUACUUUCAAGUAGAGUUCAGCUUUAGGUACUUGCUUGACUGUGCUGAAGUUUUCAAGACUUGGCCCAUCCCCAUUUUUUUUGUAAACAGAGACCAUGUGCUAUAUCUUGAGCAAUUUUCAGAUUGCGGGGUUUUUUGUAGUAAAAGGGUGUUGGUGAAAUGAAAUGCUACAAGUACUUAACUACGUAAUUCUGAAGGGCAUUCUUGGACGUGAUGCACCAGAAUAAGAGCUCAAGAAUGAAGGUAGCGUGCAGUUGGAGAGGGGGGUUGAGCUCAGGAGGCAGCCGCCCAGACGUGAGCCGAACCAGUGUGUGGGUGGAGCUGAUGAGCCAGGCAUGCUCGAGAGCAUGAUUGUUUUGUUUAGUUUUGAUUCUGUGUUGCCGUUUAUUGCGAUGUUAAAGUUGAGCACGAUGCGCUGAUCAUCAAUUCUUUAUGAUGCUUGUUGCAGGAAUGGGUUUUUGUUGUGUAAUUUUGACAAAAUUAGUAAAUGGUAUUUUAUCUUUAAUGUGGCCAAAAAUGGAGAUGAAUAAGAAAGACAUUUAUAAAAAGAAAUUUAAUCCUAGUACAAAAGAAAACACACUUUAAUUUGUCUAGGCCGGCUUGGUGAAUUUGCAGUUCAGUACAAUUUGAGGGUCAGUUUAAAUAAUUUAUCAUCCUGUUCAACUUGAGUAUGGGAAUCCACCUUGUCUUACCCUCAACAACACAGAGGAAACAGGCAUAAAUACAAAAUGAGAAGUAUUUUCACAAAAUGUUUUGUAAGGCAAAGAAUGUUGAAGAAAGCUGACAGUGUUUUAGCUAUUUAUACAAUACAUAAAAAUUUUAAUAAAAUAGAGAUGAAACACAAAGAAUCAUUGUAAGCAACAUGUAGAGUUAUUAUCAAUAUAGUUGCCUCCAAAACUGCAGUCUAUUUUUUAUUGUGUACGUGUAAGUUUAUAAAUUUUUUUCCCGCCUUUUCACAUAACUGCCUCGGAAAAUUGUCACCAAAUUUACAUAAAGAACCAGAGAUGAAUUGGUUAAGUGGACAAACAUGAAGGGAAGUUACAAUGUAAUUGAUCUCACUGUUGUGUAACUGUGACCAGACUAAGUAUUGAAACAUUAAGUGUACCUAAUUAGGAGUAAGUGUUGUGACCUUACUGAGUAGUUUGUACGGAAACCAGUAGUAAUUGUUUUAACGAUCAUGUAGAAACGAUCACAUCUAGCUCAUUGUUUGCUAAGGCACUUAUUCUCUCAUAUCAGUAUACUAAAAUACAUCAUUUUUAAUCACAUUCAUUUUUCCAGAUAUAUGUACUACAGGUAGGUAUAGUUAGUUAUUGCAGUGAUGACCAACCUAGAAAUGUGCCAUCAAGUCAAACGUUUUUUUUAAUAGUAAAAAAAAUCUAAUAUGUAUAAUUUUAACAUGGUGUAUGCCAUUGGUAUGAAAGUGAUAUUGACUUGCAUAUAAAUGUACUCAUAAUUUUGUCAUGGGUAAUGUAAUUAUUUUAUGAUGUAAUGAGCUGAUGUAAAUGAUUUUAUUACCUAACAGUGUCCACUGACUAUGUGUACCGUAUAUUCGAGCAUAUAUGGACAUUUGGAAUCCAUUGUGGUUAGCAGUUCCACAUGCAUACAUUUACCAUCUAAACAGUUAGCAAGGAAAAAUUAUAAGUUGAGAAUAACCAAGUGAGUGGCAUGGGCAAGGUGGUCUCUUGGCUCACAGCCAAGCAUACUUGUAUAUAGUGCAUAACAUGGUGUGGACUGGCAGAUGUCUGCACACAAUAGUUUUAUAGUUUUCAGUGAAGUGUACAUAAAUGGUGCUCACAGAAACAUCCAGCACAUACAUGUUAUAAAAACAUAAGCAGUUAAAUUAUCUGUACCACUAUGCAUUCGCUGCCAGUACACUUGCUUCAUCGACGUAGUUGGGAAGAAACUUCCACAAUUGUAAUCUGAGCCAAAGGCAAGAUGUGUUGUUAUCCUGUUGGCAUUAUUUAUGUGUGUUCUUUGUUUUACUGCAUCAGUUGAAAUUACUUUUUAAUAAAACUGUGCAUAAGCUGCAUACAA
This is a messenger RNA of Bacillus rossius redtenbacheri, 5590 nucleotides long. RefSeq names its product RCC1 domain-containing protein 1. The transcript is spliced from 6 exons. The coding region runs from base 124 to 1188 and encodes 354 amino acids. The record is from RefSeq and is a predicted model, not a curated record. NCBI's taxonomy places the organism in Eukaryota, Metazoa, Arthropoda, Insecta, Phasmatodea, Bacillidae.